UUGAUGUGUUCAGUACUUUCUUCAACACUGAUGGGCUUAACACGUCGAUUUCAUGCUGGUGGACUGAAUACGUCAAAUUCCUUCAUUUUUUCUAUCGUUCUUUGUCUUACAUCACUACAAACGUCAUCAUCUAAAUAUCAACCCCUUCAUCACCACCAUCUUCACCACCAACAUCGUCAACAUGACUCCUCCAUUUCUCCUGUUAUCAACAUUCUCCUGCUCUUCCCCAACAUUGUCAACAACUUCAUAUCUCGCUCAUCGAUUCCCAUGUUCCUCUUCCCUGCUUCUCCAGCAAGUUGUGGGCAGUCCACCAGAGGCAGACGUGUCUUCUACGACCUUCCCUCAGAAAACAAUUUCGGCCUCUGGUAUAAGAUGGAGAUGACGUACACUCAGGUGCAUAUACGAUAUAGUGUCGACUUGUGGUAUCAAGCUACGGCAUUUGAAGUCUGGCCUGUAUGGUCCAACACAGAGGAAUACAGAGGUAUCACUUCAGCAGAUCUUAGGACUGAAAGGAGGGGAAUUACGUCUUUCCGCAGUGUGACUAUAACUGGCAACGGUACUAUGGAAUGGAUCCUGUGCAAGAGGAUUGACAGUUGUCCUGCCAUACCCGCUGGUAGCACCACGAGAAAUUCAUCGACUGCAGUGACCGUCUUGGUGAUGCUGCUGAUCUUGUUGGUGGUUGUCAUGGUGAUCUGUACUGCUUAUAUAAUUCACCUCAGAAAGAUUAUAAGUCAAAUUAUCGUCUCAAAGUUCCUCUCCAACAAUGUCGCCAGUGACGGCAACGUGUACUAUAAUCCAAGUUCUCUGCGGGGAGCGGCACCCGUAUCAUUUACUGGUGAAAAUAUAUAUGAUGAGUGGGCAGAGAUCCCACCUGCAGCCUCUGCGUCGCCUCACAAGGACAACGUCAACAACGUGACAACGAACACUUCUGGACAACAAGACAUAAUCAAUGGCCGUUUUUCUCCUCACAACAGUGAGAACGAUAUCUAUGAAGUGAUAACGGAUAUGGAAGAACAGCUAAAGUAAUCUAAUGGCUGUUUUUCCGGUAACAAUAACGAGGCUUUUGUUUAUGGAAUAAUGGUAAAGGUUACAGAACAACGGAAGUUGUCCAAUGUCCAUUCUUCUCCCUUCCCCACAGGACAGUGAACAUGACAGCAAGUGAAGCUGUCAGUUACCCUUCUCUCCAUAAUGAGAUCGGUAUUAAUGACAUAAUGGUGAUUAUGGCAACAAGAACUGUUCAUUUGCAAGUAACAGGGUGAGAAAAGCAUACCAACAACAGUUCAUCCACAGACAACGAGUUUUGAGACUCUCUGACCUCGGGUUCAAAUCCCGCCCGUGGUAUGGUUUGUUUACAAUCGUGUCAUUACGAUUUCGUGAGUCACAACGCAUCUUACAGCUAGCACAAUCCCCCAUGCAAAAUAUAUCUUAAAAAUUACACUUCUAAAGACUUGCAGUAAAUUUGAUACAACAGUUAGAUAUACCUUUUAAAAUACAGAGCUAUUAAGUAGUAGCUACGAGUACCUUACAUCAGGGACGACCACAAAAUAUUUUAAGAUACCUGGAAACAGACUGGGAAAAUAAAAAAUGUUCUCUAUGGGCCACUGACAUGUAGUAAGACCGAGUUAAUCUCCAGUACUUUCAACAAUAAUUUUGGUCAGGGAGUUGAGUGAAUUGUGCCCACUUAAGACAAUCCUCGAAAUCUUAGUGUAUAUUCAUAAAAUGUUGACACUUAUGUAGUUCUGUAUUACAGAUGCAAAAUAGACAUAUUAGACAGUUACCGUUGUAUACCAUUGUCGAAUUCUGAUCAGCUGUUCAUUUUGAAACACUGCCAUUUGGAUUUAAGUAAAUACUAUCUGCGUUUUGUAGACCCAUAAAUUAUAUUCUAAACUUUGUUAUGGAAGGAUUUUCACUCGUUUAUCUUGAUAAGUUUUCAAGUUUUACCCCUACAAAACUAAAACAAGCUAACUAAAACAUUUUGGUUUAUUAUAGUUGAGAAACACUUGAGUGAUUUAUCAGAUUAACUGUAUUGUAUAAAUGCGCAAUAAAUACAACUCAUAGACCAACAUGAAUACAUGUUUGUGACAGUGAAAAAACAUCAAGUACUGGAUCACAAUCUAUGCUCUGACAAUCCCUUAUCUAGACACUGCAGUAGUCUACAAUAGAAGUAGGUGUCCCGUAGCUCGAUCGGUAGUGCACUCAGCUCACACUCUGAGGUCCGGAGAUCGAAUCUCCUCCGGUACGAUUGAAGAACAUUAGGGACGUGUUUCCAUAAGACAACUGCUGUCCCUGUCCACCCAUCAAUUUAAAAUAGUGUUAGUGGACUGGUGUGGGUCACAUCCUGGGUGUUAGUGGACUGGUGUGGGUCACAUCCUGGGUGUUAGUGGACUGGUGUGGGUCACAUCCUGGGUGUUAGUGGACUGGUGUGGGUCACAUCCUGGGUGUUAGUGGAUUGGUGUGGGUCACAUCCUGGGUGUUAGUGGAUUGGUGUGGGUCACAUCCUGGCUGUUAGUGGAUUGGUGUGGGUCACAUCCUGGGUGUUAGUGGACUGGUGUGGGUCACAUCCUGGGUGUUAGUGGACUGGUGUGGGCCACAUCCUGGGUGUUAGUGGACUGAUGUGGGUCACAUCCUGGGUGUUAGUGGACUGGUGUGGGUCACAUCCUGGGACAAAACUGACCUAAUUUGCGGGAAAUGCUCAGCAUAACAAGGGACUUUCUAUAUAGUAGUAUGUCAUUGAUGUCAGCUAUGGUCUGUAU
This is a messenger RNA of Cherax quadricarinatus, 2753 nucleotides long. Lineage: Eukaryota; Metazoa; Arthropoda; Malacostraca; Decapoda; Parastacidae. The record is from RefSeq and is a predicted model, not a curated record.